Brachypodium distachyon (stiff brome) is the source of this 837-nucleotide messenger RNA. RefSeq names its product abscisic stress-ripening protein 3. The record is from RefSeq and is a predicted model, not a curated record. The transcript has 2 exons. NCBI's taxonomy places the organism in Eukaryota, Viridiplantae, Streptophyta, Magnoliopsida, Poales, Poaceae. The coding region runs from base 136 to 555 and encodes 139 amino acids.
CCCGGCCAGAAGGAAGGCUACACAAACCAAGCACACAGCAUCCUACUGUCAGUUGUCACACACACACACACACACACACAGGUGUACAAGCCAGCUCAGUAGCUAGCUCCUCGAGCUUUUGAUCAACCGGCGGCCAUGGCGGAGGAAAAGAAGCACCACCUGUUCCACCACAAGAAGGAAGACACCGACGUGGUCGUCAACCCCACCACGGGCGCCGUCGACGAGUACGGGUACUCGGCGGAGACGGUGGUAACCCCAACCGGCGCCGACGGCGAGUACGAGCGCAUCACCAAGGAGGAGAAGCACCACAAGCACAAGGAGCACCUCGGCGAGAUGGGCGCCGUCGCCGCCGGCGCCUUCGCCCUCUACGAGAAGCACGAGGCAAAGAAGGACCCGGAAAACGCGCACAGGCACAAGAUCGCGGAGGAGGUCGGCGCGGCGGCGGCGGUGGGCGCCGGAGGGUUCGUGUUCCACGAGCACCAUGAGAAGAAGAAGGACCACAAGGAGGCCCAGGAGGUCAGCGGCGAGAAGAAGGGCCACCACCUCUUCGGCUAAGCGACGUCGCUAGACCCGCCGAUCGAUACUCCACGUAAGCUCGCUGGCGCCGAAGUUUGUUUGUGUGUGUGUGCGCGUGUGUGUUUUUCUGAGGCGCGGGCCAGGCCGUGGGUAUACGAGGUCUCUGUACAUGUGUUUAAUCUGCAGCUUCGGUGUGUUGUGCUACGUACUGCUGCUGAAUAAGCUCCCAGACAGCGAGUAUAUGAUGUAAUAAUCUCUAUGUAUGUGUGCUCAACUUUAUUAAUCAUCCAAGCUACCCUGCCUAUCUGCAUCUAACUUUUA